Molecule: messenger RNA, 5150 nt
Organism: Ochotona princeps (American pika)
Lineage: Eukaryota; Metazoa; Chordata; Mammalia; Lagomorpha; Ochotonidae
Gene: GPRASP3
Product: G protein-coupled receptor associated sorting protein family member 3
Exons: 4
Coding region: 741-2684 (647 amino acids)
Source: RefSeq, a predicted model, not a curated record
GCGCGCGGGGGCCUGCAGGCCGUGGGCGCCCCCGUGCCGUCCCGCCCCGAGGCUGGCGCUCGUGCUGGCCCCGCCCAGCCCAGGGUCGGAACUAGGGUGGGCCUGGGAGGGGGCGUCGAGCUGCUGGCGACAUAUCCCUCCGCCCUCUUCCCGACAGCCUCGCGCGGCGCCGGGCUCCUGCCGCAGCCUGCGCAGCCCCUGGCUGGUUUGGUGCAGAGGCGCGGGGGGCGCUGGCGUCUGUGCUCUUCUGGUGGCACGGACAACUGGGAAGGCCAGGAGAGCGAGGAGCGGCAACAGGAGGAAGGGCAGGCUGCAGCCCGGGCCUGGAGCCCGUGCAGGCAAAAGAUAUUUCUUUGCUGCAAAGGAGAUCUUUCUGGAUCGGAAGCUGACACACGUGAUGAGGUUCUCAUAGGAAUCUGUAGGUAGCUGUUCAUUUGGAAGUGGAUUAAGAAAGAACAAAGCUGUUCAUUUGGAUCUAAGGUUCAUCUUCACUGGUGGCUGUACUAGCUUUGGAUAAGCUGAAGAUCAUCAACUUCAAUAGGUCUGCGCUGACAAACCAUCAUCCUCUUCCUGCCUGAGUGUGCCUCUGACCUCUGUAUCAUUGAUGGAGUUUAUGUUUAGAAAAGGGACUGUGUGACUGCUGAAUUGUCAAGUAACUGUAACCCUGCUACUACAUUUAUCCUUGACUUAAAGAGUGUUAAGACACAUACCUGAGGCCAACACUGCACAGGGCUUCAGCCAUGCCUGGGAGUAAGAAAAAGAUGAAAGCCCAAGCCAAAAAUGAAAAAAAGGCUGGUGCACAGGCUAAAACUCGAGCAGAGAAGGAAGCUGCUUGUGUGGGAAUACCAGCAGCUAAAAGUCGGGCCAAAGGAAAAGCCAAGGCAGGCUGUAAAACAUUGGCUGAGUUGAAGGCAAUAUCUAAGAACAGGGCUGUUGCUGAGUUGAAGGAAGGAGCUCUGUCAGAGCCCAAGGCUGCAGCCAAAGCAGUGGUAGAUUGUCCAACCAAAGGAGGGGCCAGUGGUUCAGGAAAAGGAGGGGCCAAUGGCCCAGGUAAAGGAGGGGCCAGUGGUCGAGGUAAAGCAGGGUCCAGUGGUCCAGGUAAAGCAGGGUCCAGUGGUCCAGGUAAAGGAGGGUCCAGUGGUCCAGCCAAAGGAGGGGCCAGUGGUCCAACCAAAGGAGGGGCCAGUGGUCCAGGUAAAGCAGGGGCCAGUGGUUCAGCCAAAGGAGGGGCCAGUGGUCCAGCCAAAGGAGGGGCCAGUGGUCCAGCCAAAGGAGGAGUCAGUGGUCCAGCCAAAGCAGUGACAGAUUAUAGUCCCAAGGCUAAAUAUGAUAACAUCCGCUCUACAGAUAAAAAUGAGACUGGUACUGAUACCUGGCUUUGGGCUGGGGAGGAGGACGGAAUCAGCACUUUGUUCUGGAAUGGAGAAGAGGCAGGCAAUCGUUCCAAAGCUAAGAGUGAAAAGAAAGCUAAUAUUGGUUCUCGGGUUAAAGAGUCAGAGUCAAUGCCUGGGCCCAGCUGCAAGCUUGGAUCAAGGACUGAGGAUGAUGAAGAAGAAACUGUUAUUGGGAACUGGUUUUGGGAAGGAGAUGAUAACAGUUUUGACCUUGAUCCUAAACCUGUGUGCCGGAUAAUUAAACCCCAGCCUGUGGAUGAAAUUAAUGAAAAAAACAGGCCCAAGGACUGGUCUGAGGUCACAAUCUGGCCUAAAGCCCCUGCUGUAACUCCAGCAGUGUUAGGAUUUAGAUCCAAGGCUCCAUCUGAAACAAAGGGUUCUUCAUAUGUUGUUCUGGCCUCGGCUGAGGAAAAUACCCAUUCUUUGCCUGCUGCAACACCCAGCUCUUCUAGAAGUGCUCGAUUCAACUCACAAAGUGUCCCUGAGUACCCAUUUGGUUCUGAGCCUUGCAUUCAGACCAUAGAUGAGAUAAGGCGUCAAAUCAAGAUCAGAGAGGUAAAUGGCAUUAAGCCAUUUGCUUGCCAUUGCAAAAUGGAAUGCUAUAUGAAUUCUGAGGAAUUUGAAAAGCUUGUUAGCAUACUGAAGUCAACUACUGAUCCUCUCAUUCAUAAAAUAGCGCAGAUCGCAAUGGGGAUCCAUAAGGUUCAUCCUUUUGCCCAAGAAUUCAUUAAUGAGGUGGGUGUAGUGACUCUUAUUGAAAGUUUGCUCAGUUUUCCUUCCCCUGACAUGAGAACAAACACUGUAAUUACUCUGAAUCCUCCUUCAGGGGAUGAAAGACAGCACAAGGUUGAAGUACAUGUUAAGCAUAUGUGUAAGGAAACUGUAGCUUUUCCCUUGAAUUCACCUGGGCAGCAGUCUGGAUUAAAGAUACUGGGGCAACUGACUACUGAGCCUGUGCAUCACUAUAUUGUUGCCAAUUACUUUUCAGAGCUUUUCAAUUUACUUUCCCAGGGAAAUCGUAAAACCAGAAAUCUUGUUCUGAAACUACUUUUGAAUAUGUCUGAAAAUCCAUCCGCAGCCAGAGACAUGAUCAAUGUGCAGGCAUUGACAGCGUUAAAACUCAUCUUUAACCAGAACGAGGCAAAAGCCAAUCUUGUUACUGCUGUGGCCAUAUUUAUUAACAUAAAGGAGCAUAUCAGGAAGGGCUCGAUUGUAGUUGUUGAUCACCUAAGUUAUAAUACACUUACAGAUAUUUUCCGUGAAGUUAAAGGAAUUAUUGAAGCAAUGUAAACUCAGAAAGAAAUACAGAGAGCACUUUGAACCCCAGUUUCCCAAGUGUCGCACUGUACAUUCCUAAAGAACCUUGUAUAGUGUUUUGGUCAUUGCAGUGUGAACAUUAUACAUUACAUCUUUAACACGAUGCUCCCCGUGGGCUGGUUCUAGGUUUGAACUAUCAAGUGAAUAUUAUAUCUUGAGCUGAAGAUGUUUGUUGAGCUUUGUCUUGUCUGAAUUGGCAAAUUGUUAACAUUUUACCUAAGACAGUGAAUCAGGUCACAUGUGUAAGCUACCUUGUUCAUUUGUGUCUACAUAGGUCCAUUUGUGAUUUCCACUGUCAGCAAAGAAAUUAUCUUCGACUUUGUUCUCUAAUUAGAGAAGCAAGGCAUAUACACAUAGACAAGUAACUAACAGUACCUGGAGUGUGCAUCCAUUUUCUAGUUGCUGCAUGUGUCCUCUUGACACAUAAAGGAGGCAGAGGUUGUUAUAGACCACUUAAAAGAGGAACUGUUUUCCCCUAUUUUAGCUGCAUCAGGUAUUUAUUUUACAACACAGGAAUUACCCUGAAACUCAAAAAAAGAAUGUUCAUUUUUUUUUUUCACUGCUAAAACUUUGCUUAAAUAGUCAUUUACAGUAAAGUCUUCCUGUAAAAGAUGACUUUUCAGAACUUUUCAGGAGAUGGGUUUAGGGAGAAAAUAUUUCUCUAGUAUGCACUUUGCCACACACUGUGUUGUACUAUACUAAUUUAUCCCCUAUUGCAGUGAUUUCUGUGAGCUAAGGUGUCAUAUUUGUAUCAAAACUCAUUUUGAAGAAUACCUUCCAGUGAGAAAUGGAGAGGAUAGUUUUUCCUUGAGUCCCACAGCAGGCAAGUGCUUUCUUAGCCAUCAGAACCCAUCUCACUUCAGUACCUUUUAGUAUACUCUUAGAUAUUCACCUUCAAAAGAUCAGACUUUUGGUUUUGGUUUUAGUGGUUUAAUUUUGUGUUGAGUAAUGUCCCUGCCAAGUUUUGCCAUUAACCGCCUCCAAGGGCUAUCUAUUAGGCAUUUAUAUCUGGCUGGAGGUGAGGAGAAAAGUCUGACACGAAUGUAUGGACUUUACCUGACAAUGUCUGGGAAGUGGUAGGUGUAGGAAACUUGGCAGAAUUAAUGAGAUGUCAUUUUGCAGGCAUCAGCAAGUGAAGCUUGCAAUAUAUCCCCCCUACCUUUUUCUGCCCAUAUUUACUUUAUCUUUCAAAGAGCUGGAAUCAUUCCAUACAUUAUUUUCUAUCCUACAUUUUAAAAGGUAAUUGCCUUCUUCAUAAAAGUUACACCUUCACUUCCUUUUACCAUGUGUAAUUUACUGUCUUGUGUGUCAUAAAAAAGGCCAAAAGCCUCUAUAUUUUACAAUUAGGCUACUCAAUUUCUGCACUUGUAACAUCUAAAAUUAUGUAGAAUGACCUUAAGACAUUUGAACCCAGAAUGGUAGCUUCAAGAACUGAAUAUGAACCUAGGAGAGAGGGUGCUGUCUUAACCUACAAUAUAGUGAUUCCUGAAAGUAUUAAAGUCCAGAAAGUAUUCCCGGGACCUUUGGGUUAUGGCUGAGUUUUCUAAGAUUCCUGUUAGAAAUUGCAACCGCUGGUCUAAGCUGAAAAUGGUCUAUGAAAAUGUCAAGUUAUAUGCUUUGAGAUUUUUGGACAGCUAAGAAACUAAAGCAAAAUCAUUUGUAAAUACUGUUUGAAUUUUGUAUCCCCCCUCAACUGUAUUUUGUGAACAUCCUUCAAUGGCAGUAAAUACACUUCCGCAACAUAUAUUUUAAGCAGUACUUUUUGUAAUGUUAACAAUUGGUGUAUAGUGUUGUAAUUUUUCAUUCAUAUUUUCUUGAUAUUUAAUAUGUACAAAUUUAUUCUUCUACGAAAAUGAGUAUAGGAUUCUGCAACUUGCCUUUUGCUUUUAACAGUUAUCUUUCUGAUUUAGUAUUAUGUAAAUCUACAGUGUGCUUUUUUAUCAGCUUUAUUGGUAUUUAUUGUGAUACAUCUAUUAAUAUUUAUUGACAUGUUAGGCUGCAUAAAGUGUACAAUUUGAUAAGUUUUGACAUAUAUGUAUUCAUUAAAUUGUAAACAGUCUAAAUAGUGAACAUAUCUAUCAGUCGAGAGGCAUCUGAAUGCCUCUUUGUAGUCUUUCCCUUCUACCCUUCCUUGUGUUCCCUUACUUCCAGACAACGAGUGAAAUUCUUUCUCAUAACACAUGGAGAAUAUACAGUCAUCAUUAUUUUUGUAAGUUAUCUAAGUAAAGUUAUAUUGCAUGUGCUGUUUGGGACAGGGAUCUCACAUGGCUUAUUCGUAAUUAUGUGAUAUCCAGAAUUUGUGUCUCAAAAUUCCAUUGCAACUUGUUGACAAGUUAUAUUCUGUGUAGUUUUUCUGUAGUUUAUAUAUCCCUUCAUUUGUUGAUGAACAUUUGAGUUGUUCAGUUUUGUGCUGUUACAAAUAAAGAUACUGUGAGCAUU